GCUCCCACAAGUGCACGCCUUUUGCACACAAAUAAGCAGUAAAGACAGAAGUUUCCAUCCAUUGUGAAUUAUUAAGCCACCAACACCAUGACUGGGAGAGUUGUUAUACUGGGACUUCUGUUCAUCUGUGUCGCAGCAGAUGCUACAGGCAAGUCUGGAUUCAUGAGAAAGCCUUCAUGUCCUAAUGUGGUUGAGGUCGUAGCUUGCCCGAUGAACUUUGCCCCUGUGUGUGGCAGCGAUGGAAACACUUAUGCCAAUGACUGUGCCCUCUGCGUCAAGAGACAAGAAACCAAAACGAACAUUAUGAUCGUCAAGGAGGGAGGCUGCUGACCUAUACAGCUGAUUAAGUCAACACCAGGAGGCAAAACGGAAAGAUAACAUUCAUAUUGCCACAUUUGCAAUAAAGUCUAAGUUUGAACAACC
Molecule: messenger RNA, 423 nt
Organism: Girardinichthys multiradiatus
Lineage: Eukaryota; Metazoa; Chordata; Actinopteri; Cyprinodontiformes; Goodeidae
Gene: spink4
Product: serine peptidase inhibitor, Kazal type 4
Exons: 4
Coding region: 88-330 (80 amino acids)
Molecular function (GO): serine-type endopeptidase inhibitor activity; protein binding
Source: RefSeq, a predicted model, not a curated record